AUGGAUGGCAGACCCAUGAGAGACUGGAGACUCCCCAUCCAGCCAAACUCUUUGAUAGCGGUAUUUUCCACCAUCGCCAAGUCGGCAUUGCUAGUUCCUCUUGCCGAAUGCAUCGGACAGCUGAAGUGGACCUACUUCCAGACACCCCAAUCGAAGCCUGUCAAUCGCCUUUAUGACUUUGAUGUGGCUACCCGCGGACCAUGGGGAGCCUUCACCUUUGUCUACAAGCUACGAUUGAAGAAGUCCGCUGCAUUGGCGUCUUUUGGGGCAGCUCUGACGAUCCUUUCGCUUGGCUUUGAGCCCUUCACACAGCAAGUGCUCAGAGUCUACUCUAAACCAGCACUGCUAGUCAACGCUACCGGAACUGUAAGCUCAAGCAACUCGUUUUCAGACGCAUCAAGUAUAGAGAAAGCUGAUCUCAUUGGCAUAGUGCAUCCUCUGACCGUCGACUUCACAGACCACGUCGCUUUGCAAGACAUCAACCUGCUGAGUAACGUAUACUGCCCAACGAUAGAAUGCAAACUUGAUGAGUUCACCUCUCUGGGUCUUUGCGAGUCCUGUAGCUCGGAAGAUGUUACUUUCGAUGGCGAUUUCUGGAACGGCGGUAACCUUGCAGAUGAAGACUUCCGAGGAUGUGGCAAUUUUGUGAAAUCCAGCUACAAUGCCACAUAUCAACACUUUUACUUCAACUACACCGCGUAUACCGCGAUGACAGAUUAUGUUGCAGCCACCCAGCCUUAUCAGUGGGGGAGAAUGUGCAAUAUCAAGAAGUCAGGGUAUCCGGAAUUGGUGCUCUGGAUUACCACGAGCCGCUACCUCAACGAGAGCUAUCCCAGUAUUACCGCUGUUGACCCGGGCGAUACCGCAUCCGGCGGCUAUCAAUUCGGUAUCAUCCGCUUGACACGCAGCAAGAUCGAUGGAACAUACAGCCUCUUCUCUGCGCCAGAUGGCAGUCCAACAUUUGUUUUAUCGACUGAGUUCCCACCACAAAUUGAGUACUGCGUAGGAAACUUCGAAGGUUACCAGGUCGCAAUGGAACCUUUCAAACUACCGCUACAGGCUAUUUCCGUGUUCACUUGUUUCAAGUCGACAUCGGAUCUCACUCGUGUUGGCGAAACUGAUCGACUCGGGUUGGUAAACGGAACGAUAUCUCACUGCCAACUCAGCUAUUGUGCGAAGCGCUAUCACAACAUCACGGUACGGAAUACCGUCGUAAACUACGGCUCGGUAGAAGAGUUCCCACUGAUCCCGACUGGUGACGACCCCUAUAAGGUGGCAAUUGGAUAUGAUCAAGCAUUCCGUGCAGAAGACCUGAACGAGACAUUUUACCUUGGCAACUAUUCGCGCCUCUGGCUCGCCGCUUCCACGUCGCGUAUCCUCAAAUCCACGACGCUGAGUACAUACUUCUUCGAGUAUUUUCUACACCAUACAUGGUCAUAUUUCUUCCAAGGCCUUGCGCAAGUAGGAAGCAAAGUCAUACAAGGCCCCGGCAACUUCGCAGCUAUCAACAACACCAGUGACGCUUACGGGCCGGAGAUCUUCGUCGAUGUGAGAUGGGCCUGGCUUGCGUAUCCGCUGGCGCUCCUCGUGUACUCCGCACUGUUUCUCUUUUUGACGGCGCUGGGUAGCAGAAGACGUUCUUAUCUCUUCAAGAACUCGAUCUUGGCUGUGCUCGUUCACGGUCUGGAAGGCUGGGAUGCGGUGGAUUGUCCUGAGCUGCUUACCGUAGCGAAGGAGAGGAAUAGUGACCUGAAACGAGCUCUGGGACCGGCGAAAGCGUCCUUAAUUGAGAAUGACGACGGGUUGCUGAAGCUCAAGCGUGACUGA
Alternaria triticimaculans is the source of this 1827-nucleotide messenger RNA. RefSeq lists its product as uncharacterized. The transcript has 2 exons. Lineage: Eukaryota; Fungi; Ascomycota; Dothideomycetes; Pleosporales; Pleosporaceae. The record is from RefSeq and is a predicted model, not a curated record. Bases 1 to 1827 code for a protein of 608 amino acids.